UCUCUCCAUAAUGUCAAGACUCUCUCCAUCCUCUAGUUCACUUUCAACGUUUCAAGCAAGGAAGAAGAAGAGAAGAAGGAGCCGUGAGUAUCAACAUCCACCAUCCACCUUGAAGACUUGCUUUCAAGAUUCAAGAACCCAACGUCAACACCUCCAUCCCCAUCUCCAUCUCACAGUGUGUACCCUCAAUCCCCGGAAUAGAACGAUCCCUAUUUACCAUAUACUAACGAUGACAUUUUCAGGGUUAAAUUAUAUGCUUGCUUUGAGCGUAUCACCCCAGCAGUUUGUCCUUAAAGAAAAACUAAAGGCGAACUGGUACAUACUACAAUCCAUGGAGGGAACCGCCAUGAAGGUAUUUUUCAAGAAAGUCGGCAAGACACUACAUCUGACAACAUGGUACAUGAAGUUCUUGAGGGUAUUUGACAUUGAUCCCGAUCAGAGAAUGUUCAUGUAUCUUGUCGGGCCAGAUCAUUUCAUUUUCCACCCCACUGAUUAACUUAAGUAACGGCUUUUGUGUUAUGUCUAGAUGGGAAUGGUGGGUAGUGAUGAAUAUAUCUCAUGCAUGACAAUUAUCUAUUUAGGCUUUAUUAUUAAAUUACGAAUAUCCCUUCUUUUAAUACAGAUGUAAUAUGUGUUUGUAACAUAUUAGGGAUAUCUUAUGCAG
This is a messenger RNA of Rosa rugosa (rugosa rose), 664 nucleotides long. RefSeq lists its product as uncharacterized. Lineage: Eukaryota; Viridiplantae; Streptophyta; Magnoliopsida; Rosales; Rosaceae. The coding region runs from base 11 to 496 and encodes 161 amino acids. The record is from RefSeq and is a predicted model, not a curated record. The transcript is spliced from 2 exons.